ACCUGAUAGUCUGUAGUAGUCUGCGGACAUGGUUAACUGUGGAUUGUUGCAUUAUGUAGAUACAAACUCAAGAACAAUUUGAAGCUGGAUUUGCUUUUUAGUGUUCGCGUGAGGGGUAUCACACAAAAAUGACUCACACCGUGUCAUCGAAUUUUUAGGAAUUAAUGAAACUGAAAAAGCGGAAGAGUCUGUGCGCGCAGUGCGUGAAUAUGCCCGCCAAGGUCUCAAAGAAGGUCGUGGGCAUGAUCGUACGAAGCCGAAAAUUCAUUAUUAAGGAUGGGGUCAUUACGUAUUAUAUGGAUCUGAACAACUGAUAAAAGAAAAAAUUGAUAGAAUGAUAAGUAUGGAAAGAUAUAUAUAGUAGCAAUUCUUAGGGGUCAUGCCCCCUGGGGCAAAAGGUGGAGCAGAGGGCCUGGGCCCCUCUUGUUCUGAAAUUCACAACAGCCAAGAACAUGCUAUUGCUAAACUCACACCUCCUCUUACAUUUGCUCAGCAAUGCUACAGGCAUCUUAAGAGUUCUGGUAUCGGAGAGGCAAGCGUGUACCAUGCUCUGGUUGUAAUAUUUUUGGAAUUUUUUGCAUGGGGUUUAUUAACCAUGCCUGUUAUCUCUGUAUUGAAUAUCACAUUUCCAAAUCAUACGUUCCUGAUGAAUGGCUUAAUAAUGGGCAUUAAAGGGAUCUUGUCAUUUCUUUCUGCACCAUUGAUUGGUGCUCUGUCUGAUGUUUGGGGACGAAAGUUCUUUCUACUUAUCACAGUAGCCUUUACAUGUGCGCCGAUUCCUCUAAUGAGCAUUAACACAUGGUGGUUCUUUGCUAUGAUCUCCAUCAGCGGUGUCUUUGCUUGCACAUUCUCAGUGGUGUUUGCAUAUGUUGCCGAUGUAACAGAAGAACAUCAAAGAUCUGCUGCAUAUGGUAUGGUAUCUGCAACUUUCGCUGCAAGUAUGGUAAUAAGUCCAGCAUUAGGAGAUUAUAUCAUGAAAGAGUAUGGUGAAAAUCUUGUGGUUGCAUUGGCAACUGCUAUCGCAGUGUUGGAUGUGUUUUUUAUAUUAGUGGCUGUACCUGAAAGUUUGCCUGAAAAAGCUCGUCCACCAGCACCUAUAUCUUGGGAGCAGGCAGAUCCUUUUGCCUAUCUUGGAAAGGUUGGCAAAGAUCACACUAUCUUAAUGUUGUGUAUUACUGUGUUCCUGAGCUAUCUUCCUGAAGCAGGACAAUAUAGUUGUAUAUUUGUCUAUUUGACUAAAGUUAUGGGGUUUACAGCUUUGAUGGUAGCAUUUUUUAUUGCUGUAGUAGGAAUCUUAAGCGUUGGAGCUCAAAGUCUCUUAGGUGUUUUAAUAAAGACACUUGGCAGUAAACAUACUAUAAUGUUGGGCCUCUUAUUUGAAAUGUUACAACUUAUGUGGUUCGGCUUUGGUUCACAAACAUGGAUGAUGUGGGCUGCUGGAGUACUUGCCUCUGUGUCAAGUAUCACAUAUCCUGCAAUUUCGGCAUUCAUAUCCAUGCAUUCGGAUGCUGAUAAGCAGGGUUUGGUACAAGGCAUGGUAACUGGAAUGCGUGGAUUAUGUAAUGGUCUUGGCCCUGCAAUGUUCGGAGUAAUCUUUUAUCUGUUUCGCGUUGAUCUCAACGAUAAUUCUCCUCUUCCUGCUAAACCAUCCCCUUUAGAUGAAAAUAAUAAAACAGGAACUGCCACACAACAUCCUGAUAUUAUACCACAGCUAGUAACCCAGCUUGUACCAGGGCCACCAUUUGUGUUUGGUGCAUUACUUGUGAUAUGUGCAUUACUGGUAGCUGCAUUUAUACCCGAAUCAAAUACAAUGCCAACAGGACCGUUACAUCAUCCAUCCACCUCCCGGAGGCCCUCCGGUAAAUACGCAUAUCAGAAAUGUUUAUCUUUGGAUGUACACUAUGAGGCGGACAAAUUGGGAAGCGGCAAAGGAAAAAUAGGACCGCUGUCACCUCUAGUCGACAAUUGCAACUCUGCUGCUCUAUAGCUAUUGUCAAAAUUGAAAUAAGACACUGCAAGAAAGAGGGAUAUGUAUCCUUGCCCAGUGACGAAACUCUAUGUUUAGAGAAACAAUCGUUACUAUCAAGUGCACCAACUUUUCAAAGAGCUGUCUAUAUUGUAUUAUACUACGCCUUUAAGUCAAUAACUUAAGUUUGAUCUUUAGAAUUAUCGAUCCACUUAAAUAUUUAGGUUCUGAAGAAGUUUUACGAGCAGUGCUUGUUUUAUGAUAUGUAGACCGAGUUGAAAAUUGCGUUCAAUCUAUUUAGAUAUUUCGUUACAUCCAAAAAACCUUCUCUUCUUGUUUAUCUUUUUUUUUUAAUAAAGAUUAUAAUAUAAAUUUGUACCAAAUCAAGCACUGGACAUCUUGAUACAUUUAUCAGUGACUCCUAGUUUAUGUAGCUUGCCGAUUAGCAUAUAACGGUGAAACGAAUGAAAGUUGUAACCAGUAUUUUUACUAGAUUUAUAACAAAUAAUUAUUGAACUGUUUGUGUCGAAUCCUUAUCAUUACGUCACUCAUUUCUGACAGAUUUUUUCUUUCUUUUUUUGUAAUUUAGGGCAAGAGCACCUGUUACUUUUAUCACACAUAUCACGAGACUCAAUCUUUUCCAUAAUUUUGUGAUUUAUAUCUGAAAAAAUAACGAAGUACUAUAUUUAUUUGUGGAUGUGUAUUUUUGUUUCAUUUUUUUCAUGCAUUCCUUUGAUUUAAGCAAACCUUUCGAAAAUUAGGGAGAGAGAUGAGUGGAAUAGAUGAGAAAGAGUGAACAGACAUUGUAAAUGAUACUAAGUAGCUGAAGAAAUAGAAAAUAAGUUUUCAGUUGCAUAUAAUACCUAGUGAGAAGUUAGCCGACGUUUGUAAAAUACGUUAACUAUUUUUCUUUGCAUAAAAUAUUUAUUUUAAUAAUUAGACGUCAGCAGAAUGAAUGCAAUGGCCUUAACCGGAAAGGAAAAAACAAUUUAUAUAACGAAAUACGUACUUUGCCGUAUUCGAUGGCAGUGAUAGAUUCCGAUCGAGAAUGUUGCAAACAUUAUUAAUUGAAUGCGUACAGCGUUUCCUUAAUGUUAAAAAAAAUGUGCAUGUUAUAAAUUGGAGUCAUUGAUGUUAAGGAAAUACAACAAUAGUGUAGUGUAUUUGUGCAUUUCACUUGUAUUUUAUGAGAGAAUUAGUGUUCGCAGAACUAUAUGUGCAUUGCCAUAGUAUAAAGUCUUUGAAUUUAAACAAGAUCUGCCAACAUUAUUUAAAAUUGAUUUAUGAUUACAAAGUUUGAUCUUACAUUGAAAUUUCUAUACACUGCUAAAAUUAUUUAACAGGCGAUUAAGAAUUUUUUCCGAAAUGUUUGGAUCAAAUGCAGCUUUGUUGUUAGUAAGAUUUUUUUAGUUAUUGCUGCCAUUUGUUGAAAGGUAUUCAAGAGGCAAAAAAAGGAUACUCAGAUACCUAUUAAAAACCAAAGAGUGAAUAGUUGCAAAAAUUUAUUUUAAAAAAAUGUAACACUAGAAAGCAGUAGGGAAACCCAUGAAAUAUCGUGCAAUGCGUGAGCAAGAAAUAAAAUUUUGUAUGAUCUCACUCUUCUCCAAGAAUUUUUCUAUUUUCUAAAUUAGACAAAAAUGUACAUAAAAUUGCGAUACAUUAUUUCUUUUAUAAACAUUCAAAAGAAAGUUUAACUAAUUUUUGGACAAUUUUAAACUAUCAGUACUGUUCCAUUGCUUGGAAUUAUGCUGAUAUUAAGACAAAAAGUGCUAUGCAUAUCGAAAUUUAAUAUUGUUUGUAUGUUGUUGUUAAGGUACACCAUGGAAUGAAAUUCCAUUCUAAUUGCACAAGUUUGAAACACGCAACAGAAUUAUUUUAAUGUUCACAACGAACAAUCUAUAUUAAUGUGAACGCGUUACACAAUACAUUUCUUGGAGAAUACAGCCAUAAAAUAUUUGUAUAUGGUUGCCUGAGUUAAAAAUUAUUUAUUAACUUGCUCUUAUACACUGGAGUACAUUAACACUGUUGUAAUAUAACAUUGCAAAGAGAGGAAACAAAAGAAUCACAAUAUUAGGAAUAUAAAGUCCAAUUUAAGACUUAACACCUCAAUAAAUUAAGUAAUUGUAUAUGUAAAAUGUAUGACGAAUGCAUUAAUAAAAAUAAUUAUUUUUAAGAUACAAGAA
Molecule: messenger RNA, 4149 nt
Organism: Megalopta genalis
Lineage: Eukaryota; Metazoa; Arthropoda; Insecta; Hymenoptera; Halictidae
Product: hippocampus abundant transcript 1 protein
Biological process (GO): transmembrane transport
Cellular component (GO): membrane
Molecular function (GO): transmembrane transporter activity
Source: RefSeq, a predicted model, not a curated record